UAUCCUACUUCGUCUGCACCCCCAUCCGCUGCUCUUUCUCUCUCUCUCUCCCUCCCUCUCUAUUCGAUUUUCUUUCUCUAAUAGCCAAACCCUAACCCUAAUCAGUUGUUUUCGAUCUAAUAAACUUCAAGUUUUGCCCCCUUUUUAAUUAUUCUUGGUCUUUUAAUUACUGAUGCACUGAACUCCAAUGCGAGGCAGGCAUCGAUCUGGUGCGUGGAGCUUAGAGUUAUCAAUCUGGAGCGUCGACGAUGGACGUUUUGAAGGAGAAUUUGGCGGAGGUAGAGAUUGGGAACACCGUGGAGUCGCUUCAAAAUUUCAUAGACUUGCAGAGGGAGCUCUUCCACAGCCAGAUCGAUCAGCUUCAAAACAUCGUCGUUACACAAUGCAAACUUACAGGCGUCAACCCUCUCGCCCAGGAAAUGGCAGCUGGUGCUUUGUCAAUAAAAAUUGGAAAACGACCGAGAGAUUUGCUAAACCCUAAGGCUGUAAAGUAUAUGCAAGCUGUUUUUUCCAUUAAAGAUGCGAUUAGUAAGAAAGAAUCUCGUGAGAUUAGUGCUCUAUUUGGUGUUACACUCACGCAGGUGCGCGAUUUUUUUGCUAGCCAACGCACUAGAGUAAGAAAGCAAGUUCGGCUGUCGAGGGAGAAAGCUGUAAGAUCUAAUGCAUGCAAAGAAACAGAAGAAGGGGUGGUUCUAAGUGAGUCUGAUGCCAUGAUACCUGUUGAGCCAGUUCCCUUAAACUCUGUUGGCCCUGUUAAUGCCGAAGAAGCACCAUCUUGCUCAACACUGGAUGAUGCUCUUACUGGCAUAGAUGAGUUGGAUAAACAUUUUGUCGAAAAUAUAUUCACUAAGAUGCGGAAAGAAGAAACUUUUUCUGGGCAAGUGAAACUAUUGGAGUGGAUCUUGCAGAUACAAAAUCCUUCAGUAUUAUACUGGUUUUUAACUAAAGGUGGUGUUAUGAUUUUAGCAACAUGGUUGAGUCAAGCAGCUGUUGAAGAACAAACUACUGUUCUCUUUAUCAUCCUCAAGGUUCUUUGUCAUUUACCUCUACAAAAAGCUCUCCCUGAACAAAUGUCAGCCAUACUGCAAAGUGUGAACAAGCUGUGUUUGUACAGGUUUUCAGACAUAUCACACAGGGCAAGGCUUUUGAUAUCACGGUGGAGCAAGAUGUUUGCAAGAAGCCAAGCCGCGAAGAAACCUAAUGGUUUGAAGUCAUCUGCUGAUGCGCAGAAUGAGUUGUUACUGAAGCAGAGUAUCAGUGAAAUUAUGGGUGAUGAACCGUGGCAGUCAAAUGUUGACAAUUCUGAAGAGAUUCUUGCUACUUCUAAUGUCAGGAAAUUGGAGUCUCCACAAGUUCUGAAACUGCUGCCGGCAUCCAUGGAUGACUCCACAAAGAAGAACAUCCUUGGUGUAUCUGGUUCCCAUAGCAGGGAACGCAGGAAGGUUCAGUUAGUGGAACAGCCAGGGCAAAAGAUGGCUGGCAAAAGCUCACAGACAACAAGAACAGUACCUAUCAGCCAAAGUCGCCCCAUGUCCGCUGAUGAUAUCCAAAAAGCAAAAAUGCGUGCUCUAUAUAUGCAGAGUAAAUAUGGAAAACCGGGUUCCUCCUCUAAUGGAAUGAAUGAAGCAAAGAGUGAAGGUCUAAACAAACCUUCAACUUCUCAGGCCAGCUUUUCUCCACCAGUUUCUAAAGUUCAUGUCCGGCCUGCUGAAGAACAAAAGAAACCUGUAAUACUUCCCCCUAAAACUUCUAACAGGCUGGGAACUUCUCUUGAUCCAAAACAGAAUAUGGAUUCAAAGGAGCCUCCAUGGGAGAAAUGCCAGAAGGUCAAAAUCCCAUGGCACACACCACCAGAAGUAAAACUCAACGAGCUUUGGAGAGUUGGUGCUGGUGAGAAUAGCAAAGAGGUUGAUGUGCAGAAAAACAGAAACCGUAGAGAGAGGGAAACAUUCUAUUACACAAUCCAGGAGAUACCAUCAAACCCCAAGGAACCGUGGGACCGAGAAAUGGAUUAUGAUGACACGCUGACCCCAGAAAUCCCAACUGAACAGCCACCUGAUACUGACUCUACUGAAACACAGGUUACCCAUGGUGAACAUGUAAAUAGUGCAGCCACUUUGGCACCUUCUUCCUCCCACAUAGGUGGUGGCGUUGCAGCUGAACCAGAUCUUGAGUUGUUAGCUGUACUGCUGAAAAACCCGGCUUUGGUUUUUGCCUUGACUUCUGGCCAAGCUGGUAACUUGACAAGUGAAGAAACAGUGAAGCUGCUAGACAUGAUUAAGGCUGGUGGGGCUGGUAAUUCAAAUAAUAUUGGUAAAAACGUGGAAGAGAAGGUUGAAGUGUCUCUUCCAUCCCCAACUCCAUCGAGCAAUCCUGGAACGGGUGGAUGGAAACCGGAGGCAGUCAGGAACCCCUUUUCACAGCAAAGUCAAAUUGGAAACACAGUUGCCCAAGCUUCUCUUGGAGUUGGCACCACCACUCCUGUUGCGGAAAGGCUUCCUGCUACUAGCAUGGCGGCGCCACAGCAAGACGCAAAUGGCCAAUUAUUAGCCCAACAGCUUGCAGCGGCCAUAGCACAGUUGUUGCCUCAAUCAAGCGCCAUGACUCCUGAAAAGCGACAGUCUCCUAAUGUUGCUUUUUCACACCAUGGUCAUCCAUCUAAUUCUCCAGCUAUGCAACCACCGGCUUCCGAGAUAGCCUUAACCUUGAAAAAUCUACCCAUUGCUAACUCUUCCUUAACAAACUUGUCAGCUGCAGCUGGUCCCUCAUUGCGGGUUGAAACCUUGACUAAUGUGAAACCUGCACCAAUCUCCAUGACACCAAACGCACCAGAAAAACUGCAUUCUUCAUUUUCUAUUUCUCCCUUGAUGCCAACACUGUCACGGCCGCAAACACCACCACAUCUACGGCCACAACUACCCCAAGUAACUGAUCCUCCUCUUCAUACGCAUCUAUAUUCAUCGAGGCCCCCAGUGGGAAACAUAGGUCCAAUGUCUGAUCCUUGGAGGGCGAGGCAGAGUUUGGCUUCUAAUCCUCUUUCUCAGGCUAAUCAAACCAAUUAUAAUGCAUCGUUUGGAGGAUCUGUGCAGCCUCAGUCGCGGUCAGGUCCUCCUUGGGAAGGAAAUGAGUAUGUGGGGCAUGACGGGUUUGAGUCAUGGAGUCCAGAGAAUAGUCCAAAUAGGUUUUCAGAGUAUGUGCCAGGAAGGAACUACCUGGAACCCAGAAUGAAUUCCGGUUGGAGUUAUAGACCUGACAGGUCAUGGCAACGGAGUACUCCUGGUUACAGGGACCAGAACAGAGAGGGAAAUAGAAGAUGGCGUGAUAGAAGAUGACGAGACUUGCUCUGCCAUUGUUACCUUGGUUGGAAAUGCCGGCCUGUCCAUACACAGUGAGUGUUCUAUAGUAGUAAUAAAAUUUUUUGGUGGGUAGAGGUGGAAAAUGGAAGGCAAUGGGACAAGCGGAACGUUAUAUAUACUGGACAUUACAAAUGCAAUUGCAGCUUUUUGGAUA
Messenger RNA from Theobroma cacao (cacao), 3510 nucleotides. It is a transcript of the gene LD, whose product is annotated as Homeodomain-like superfamily protein. Lineage: Eukaryota; Viridiplantae; Streptophyta; Magnoliopsida; Malvales; Malvaceae. Gene Ontology annotation, biological process: vegetative to reproductive phase transition of meristem. Gene Ontology annotation, cellular component: nucleus. The record is from RefSeq and is a predicted model, not a curated record. Gene Ontology annotation, molecular function: DNA binding.